CUCGAGCGCUCGCGAGCGAGCCAGAGUCCGGGUGCGGGCGGGUGCGAUUUCGCAGGUGCCGGACAGGAGCCCACCACAGCGCCCCCGCUUCCCCCCCCCCGGGUGGCGCUGCAGCCUGGCCUCUGGGAGCUUGGCCGCCGCCCUGGGCGAGGCGACUGGACGGAAUGGACGAGGACGAAGCCGAGCGGAACGAGCUGCUCCAGGACAUCUUCCAGAAGCUCGAUCGGAACCACAACGGGAGUCUCGGUUUCGACGAGCUGCUGAAGCUCUGCAGAUGCCGCGACGCAGCGGACGAGCGCGCAUUCCACGGCAUCUGGGACUCCGUCUGCAGGGAGUACGGUGCGCCCGGGAGGGGCCUGAAUUUCGAGCAGUUCCUUCGGUACACCAGCGAGGAGAGCAGCAGUGGACACUGCUUCACAGAAGACCUGCCCGCGAUCAGCAGGGCCAUCGAGGAGCAGCUGAGCCAGGAGUUGCAGGACAUGAGACGGGGAGAGCUCGACCGAGACUGCAUAAUCGCAGGCUGGCUUCACAAGCGUGGUCCCAACGCUGACUACGCUUGGAUGCGUCGCUACUGCCGGCUCAGGCCUGGCAUCCUGGAGUAUUUUGAGGAUGGUACGGGCGAGACCAAGAAGGGCGACGUAGAGCUCGGACCCAGCAGCGUUGCGAUAGAGAUGAGGAAUCCAAAGGCGCCCGGCGAUGCUGCCAAGCACAAAGACCGGAAGUGCGGGUUCGUGCUGGACCCGGAUCCGCAGGGCGGGGCAAAGCGUCGCUUGUUUUACUUCGACGCGGCCGCCGCCCCGGACGGUCUCGAGAGCGAGGCCAGCGAGAGCUACCUGAGGGCUUGGAUCCAGGGCGUGAAGACCGCAGCCGGGGGGGUGUCGGGCCAGUCGGGCGCCGUCGGGGAGUGGACCUUCCUGGUGCUUCGCGACGCGAAGGUGUACAAGGAAUCCUGCAGCUCGCGGGGCCCGACCGGCCUGCGCCUCACCGCGGGCUCCAUACAGACCAUCGUCGAGCGCGCCGCCAACGGCCCCGUCACGUGGCUGCGCCUGGCCGAGGGCCAGGGCUGGGUGGAGGAGAGGAGCCACCAGACCCUGCAGCUGUCCGAGGUGUUCGAGGAGGAGCUCCCUCACCGCGAUGACGGGCUGCCCUUUGUCAUCCAGCCGAGCCGGAAGUUCCCCGUUGCGCUGCAGCCUUACGUCUUCCUGCCCGCUGGGGCCCAGGAGAAGUCCAAUCAGGGCAUAUCCUUCGGUAGCGUCGACGUCCACGCGGGGGCUAUCGUGAAAGUCCUGACGAAGGCCAGGGUGCUGAUGCCAGUGCCGAAGUCGACGUCGGAAGAGUGGAUGCAGUUUCUCAGAAUUAUGGACGAGGCAGGCCACGAGGGUUGGAUCAGGUACCACUCGCCCUCCAAGGAGGAGAACGUCGUGACGUGUCAAAUCGCAUCGACUGGCUCCGACACGGCGCAGAGUUGGGUAUCUGUCCUCCCGCGCAAGGAGCCCCUUCCAAUUUACGGCCUACCUGGACGAUCGAACGUCUCCGCUCAGAUCUUGCACUCGGGGGAGAUGGCAGAGGUCAAGCAGAAGCUCUCAACGGGCGACCUGAAUUUCUUCCAGCUCGCCAAAGGUGGCUGGAUCUGCGAGACGGACGAGAAGGGGAAACAGGCGCUCGAUGUUCUCGAGCGUGAGCCCCACGAGUGGAUCUAUGUCUGCCAGGACAAGGACGGCGCGGCGAUCAAGAAACACCCCACCCGCUGCAAGCAGAGCGGCACGGGCCAGUAUCUCAAGCACAGGGCCCGGGGGAUGGUGUCGGAGAAGAUCACGUUCACCAACGGCGACGUCUUCCUGAAGCUCAAGCCCCCCUCGCACGAGGGGUGGAUCCCCCUCGCCAAGAAGGACGGGCAGCCGAAGAUGAAGGCCCUGCAGGCCCUCGCCCCCAAGGCAGGAGGAGCCCAGGCGCCCCAGAUGGGGCCGCCGAUGCAGCCCAUGCGGCCGCAGCCGCAGGUGAUGGUCUUCAGCGCGCCCCCGUGCAGCAUGGGCCCGGCUGGCGGCAUGAUGGGCCCGGCCGGCGGCAUGAUGGGGCCGAUGGGCGGCGCGGCCCCGGGCGGCAUGCUGGGGCCAAGCACGGGCCCGCCAGCAGGCGGCAUGGGCAUGCAGAGCGGCAUGGGCAUGGGCGGCAUGGGCAUGGGCCCGCCGGCAGGCGGCACCGCCAGCGGGCCAGGGCCGCUCCGAGUCCGCCCGACCCGAUUCCGUCUCGCGGGAGCCCCGCGGGCUUCCCCCGGCCGUUUUUCCUCCCAGUCGGGCACCACACACUUCUCGGAGACAGCAUCCCAGGGCGCCCUCGAGUGCGUGACGUUUCUCGCGCCCCGCGCUUCGCGGCUCGGCCCCGAUUCCUCCUCGUCCUCCUCUUCUCCCCUGGGGGGCAGCGCGGGAGCGCGAAGUUGCUCGCGCUGCGCGCUGCGCGCAGCGCGAAGCGCGACGUGAGGCGUCCUUGGGGCAGCAUCCUGACCAAGUCCAUGAGUGGCGUCCAGCCGUGGCCACCCGCCGCCCUCUCCCCGC
Prorocentrum cordatum is the source of this 2552-nucleotide messenger RNA. The record is from the annotation of a GenBank genome assembly. Lineage: Eukaryota; Dinophyceae; Prorocentrales; Prorocentraceae.